CUAGAUCGCAACCCAUAUAUAAAAUGCCCAAUCGCCACCGCGGCGCCUCCGAUCUCGAGCAAGCUGCGGCGUUCGCGGAUCUUCUCCGUCUCCGAAGAUGUCGAAGCGAGGGCGCGGAGGUUCGGCCGGAAACAAGUUCCGGAUGUCGCUGGGUCUCCCGGUGGCGGCGACGGUGAACUGCGCCGAUAACACGGGCGCGAAGAACCUCUACAUCAUCUCCGUGAAGGGGAUCAAGGGACGCCUCAAUCGGCUCCCCUCGGCGUGCGUCGGUGAUAUGGUGAUGGCCACCGUGAAGAAGGGGAAGCCCGAUCUUAGGAAGAAGGUGAUGCCCGCCGUCAUCGUGCGGCAGCGCAAGCCCUGGCGCAGAAAGGAUGGUGUCUACAUGUACUUCGAAGAUAACGCUGGAGUUAUCGUGAACCCAAAAGGAGAAAUGAAAGGAUCUGCGAUCACAGGACCCAUCGGAAAAGAGUGUGCUGAUCUGUGGCCCAGAAUUGCAAGCGCAGCCAAUGCCAUCGUGUAGCGCUGCUACCAUGCGGCCACCUGCAUUAUCUUAGGAUUUUUAUUUUGAUUUUUUUCCUUUUUCCUUUCUGUUUUGGAUGGCCUUUAAAUUUUGUAAUGCUAGGUUUAUUCUACUCUCUGGACUGGUUUUGGUUAAGUUUGUGAACCUUGGCUUUUGUAUUCCAUUUUUAUAUUCCUGAACCUUUCAGUUAUGUUUUA
Ananas comosus (pineapple) is the source of this 717-nucleotide messenger RNA. RefSeq names its product 60S ribosomal protein L23. Gene Ontology annotation, cellular component: ribosome; cytosolic large ribosomal subunit. Gene Ontology annotation, molecular function: large ribosomal subunit rRNA binding; structural constituent of ribosome. Bases 98 to 520 code for a protein of 140 amino acids. The transcript is spliced from 4 exons. Gene Ontology annotation, biological process: translation. The record is from RefSeq and is a predicted model, not a curated record. Lineage: Eukaryota; Viridiplantae; Streptophyta; Magnoliopsida; Poales; Bromeliaceae.